Messenger RNA from Alnus glutinosa, 3406 nucleotides. Its product is annotated as copper-transporting ATPase RAN1. The record is from RefSeq and is a predicted model, not a curated record. The transcript has 9 exons. Gene Ontology annotation, biological process: monoatomic cation transport. Gene Ontology annotation, cellular component: membrane. Gene Ontology annotation, molecular function: ATP hydrolysis activity; ATP binding; ATPase-coupled monoatomic cation transmembrane transporter activity. The coding region runs from base 244 to 3231 and encodes 995 amino acids. Lineage: Eukaryota; Viridiplantae; Streptophyta; Magnoliopsida; Fagales; Betulaceae.
GAAAGUACAAAAGCACCUACUCGGAAAUCCCAAAGUAAAAAGAAGGGCAAAAUAGGAAUCCGAAAAGUCUCCCCCACCAGCUUCCACCUGCAACCUGUAGUUAAAAGAAUUGCUGUCUCGCCCAUCUCCUUCGGAAGAAAGUCUCUCGUCCUCUCUUCCUCUCUCUCUCUGUCUCUCUCUCCUUUGUUUACUCUUAUCUUUAUAUUUGUGCUUCGCUUUUCCUCUGCUCUGGGGUACCCUCCAAUGGCGCCGAGUCUGAGAGACCUCCAGCUCACCCGGGUAGCCGGCGAAGACUCCGGUGAUCUCGAGGACGUACGGCUGCUAGAUUCCUAUGAGGACGGAGAUAGCUUCAGUAGAAUCGAAGAGGGGAUGAGGACGGUUCAGGUCAGAGUCUCAGGGAUGACCUGCGCUGCUUGCUCCAAUUCCGUUGAGGCAGCUUUGAAAAGCGUCAAUGGGGUUUUGAGGGCCUCCGUGGCCUUGCUCCAGAACAGGGCUGAUGUGGUUUUUGAUUCUAGUUUGGUUAAGGAUGAAGACAUUAAGAAUGCAAUAGAGGAUGCGGGCUUUGAAGCAGAGAUUCUAGCUGAACCUAGUAAUUCUGGAACAAAACCACAUGGAACCUUGUUGGGGCAGUUCACAAUCGGAGGUAUGACAUGUGCAGCUUGUGUAAAUUCUGUUGAAGGUAUUUUAAGAAAUCUUCCUGGUGUCAAAAGGGCAGCAGUCGCCUUGGCCACUUCCUUAGGAGAAGUUGAGUAUGAUCCUACUGUAAUUAGUAAGGAUGAUAUUGUCAAUGCAAUUGAAGAUGCUGGUUUCGAAGCUGCACUUGUACAGAGCAGUGAGCAGGACAAAAUUAUACUAGGGGUUGCUGGAAUAUACAGUGAGAUGGAUGUACAGCUUUUAGAAGGCAUACUCAGCCACUUUAAAGGAGUGAGACAAUUUCGUUUUGACAGAACAUCACAAGAAGUGGAAGUUAUCUUUGAUCCUGAAGUUGUCAGUUCUAGAUCAGUAUUUGAUGGGAUUGAGGCAGAAAGCAAUGGGAAGUUUAAAUUAAAUGUAAUGAGCCCUUAUGCAAGAAUGACUUCCAAAGAUGUUGAAGAAGCCUCAAAUAUGUUUCGGCUUUUCACCUCCAGUCUGUUCCUCAGUAUUCCUGUCUUUCUCAUAAGGGUUGUUUGUCCUCACAUACCACUGGUGUAUUCCUUAUUGCUUUGGCGAUGUGGACCCUUUCAAAUGGGGGAUUGGUUGAAGUGGGUUUUGGUGAGUCUUGUCCAGUUUGUUGUUGGAAAGCGCUUCUACAUUGCCGCUGCCAGAGCUCUUCGAAAUGGUUCAACUAACAUGGAUGUUUUGGUUGCAUUGGGAACAUCAGCGUCUUACUUCUACUCUGUAUGUGCUCUUCUAUAUGGUGCGGUCACUGGAUUUUGGUCUCCAACAUACUUUGAAACAAGUGCUAUGCUGAUAACAUUUGUAUUGUUGGGGAAGUAUUUGGAGUGUCUUGCCAAAGGAAAAACAUCAGAUGCCAUCAAGAAGUUAGUGGAGCUUGCACCAGCAACAGCAAUGUUGCUUGUCAAAGACAAAGGUGGGAGGUGUAUUGAAGAAAGGGAAAUAGAUGCUUUGCUAAUUCAGCCUGGUGACAUAUUAAAAGUUCUUCCUGGUGCAAAGCUUCCUGCUGAUGGUGUGGUUGUAUGGGGUUCAAGUUAUGUUAACGAGAGUAUGGUAACUGGUGAAUCUGUACCUGUUUCAAAGGAGAUCGAUUCAUCAGUUAUUGGAGGAACAAUAAAUUUACAUGGUGCCCUUCAUGUACAAGCUACAAAAGUAGGGGGUGAUGCAGUUUUAAGCCAGAUAAUUAGUUUGGUUGAGACGGCCCAGAUGUCAAAAGCUCCUAUUCAGAAGUUUGCGGAUUUUGUAGCGAGCAUAUUUGUUCCUACAGUUGUUGCUAUGGCAUUGUUAACAUUAUUGGGUUGGUAUAUUGGUGGAGUCCUUGGAGCUUACCCAGAAGAAUGGCUACCAGCUAAUGGAAAUUACUUUGUAUUUGCCCUCAUGUUUUCGAUAUCAGUUGUGGUUAUUGCAUGUCCCUGCGCUCUUGGAUUGGCAACACCAACUGCUGUAAUGGUUGCAACUGGGGUUGGGGCUAAUAAUGGUGUGUUGAUAAAAGGAGGAGAUGCUUUGGAAAGGGCUCAAAAGAUUAAGUAUGUGAUAUUUGAUAAAACUGGCACCCUAACCCAGGGAAAAGCCACAGUUACAACAGCAAAAGUUUUUGCAGAACUGGAUCGUGGGGAAUUUCUUAGAUUGGUGGCAUCUGCAGAGGCCAGCAGUGAACACCCGUUGGCAAAAGCAAUAGUGGAAUAUGCACGCCACUGCCAUUUCUUUGAUGAACCUUCCACAACCAAGGAUGGCGAUAACAAUAGCAAAGAUUCAAUUUCUGGAUGGCUUUUUGAUGUGUCAGAGUUCUCUGCUCUGCCAGGAAGAGGAGUCCAUUGCUUUAUACAAGGAAAACGUGUCUUGGUUGGUAACCGGAAGCUGAUAACUGAGAGUGGAAUCUCUAUUCCAACCAAUGUCGAAAGGUUUUUAGUAGAGUUGGAAGAAAGUGCCGAGACUGGAAUACUCGUAGCGUAUGACGAUAACUUAUUGGGUGUUUUGGGAGUUGCAGACCCACUAAAGAGAGAAGCUGCCGUGGUUGUGGAGGGUCUUGGGAAGAUGGGUGUCACGACAGUCAUGGUUACAGGAGACAACUGGAGAACAGCUAGGGCUGUUGCAAAGGAGGUUGGCAUUCAAGAUGUUAGGGCAGAGGUGAUGCCGGCCGGCAAAGCUGAUGUGGUCCGAUCAUUCCAGAAAGGUGGUGGCCUGGUUGCAAUGGUGGGUGAUGGGAUCAAUGAUUCCCCUGCUCUAGCUGCUGCUGAUGUUGGUAUGGCUAUUGGGGCCGGGACAGAUAUUGCCAUAGAAGCUGCUGAUUAUGUAUUGAUGAGAAAUAACUUGGAAGAUGUAAUCACAGCCAUUGAUCUGUCGAGGAAGACGUUUUCGCGUAUUCGAUUGAACUAUGUGUUUGCCAUGGGCUACAAUGUGUUUGCUAUCCCAAUUGCCGCCGGGGUUUUGUUUCCAUCUCUAGGGAUUAAGUUACCGCCAUGGGCGGCGGGUGCAUGCAUGGCUCUCUCAUCUGUAACUGUAGUAUGUUCUUCUUUGCUUCUUAGGAGAUAUAGAAAACCCAGAUUGACAACCAUACUAGAAAUAACUAUAGAGUAGAAAGAGAAAAUUGAAAAACUCGAGGUUUUGGCUUCAUAUCAAGAUAAGAUGGGUGUGAUUGAGUGUUAUCUCCCAAUUUUGUAUAUUUCUCUCUUUUGCAGUGGGGGUGUAAGAUUUCAGCACCCCAUCAUUGUAAAUGCCACUUGUAUAAUAAUUUUACUUAUUGCUUUCUCAA